Messenger RNA from Globicephala melas (long-finned pilot whale), 5531 nucleotides. It is a transcript of the gene GDF7, whose product is annotated as growth differentiation factor 7. Gene Ontology annotation, biological process: BMP signaling pathway. The record is from RefSeq and is a predicted model, not a curated record. Gene Ontology annotation, cellular component: extracellular region. NCBI's taxonomy places the organism in Eukaryota, Metazoa, Chordata, Mammalia, Artiodactyla, Delphinidae. Gene Ontology annotation, molecular function: growth factor activity; cytokine activity.
AUGGACCUGAGCGCGGCCGCCGCGCUGUGCCUCUGGCUGCUGAGCGCUUGCCGCCCCCGCGACGGGCUCGAAGCGGCCGCCGUGCUGCGAGCGGCGGGGGCAGGGCCGACCGGGAGUCCGGGGGGCGGCGGCGGCGGCGGGAGGACCCUCGCCGCGACUGCGGGCGCCUCCGCUGCCCCGGCCGCCGCGGCUCUCGGGCCCCGCGCCGCGCGCCGCGCCGCGGGCUCCGGCUUCAGGAACGGCUCGGUGGUGCCGCACCAAUUCAUGAUGUCGCUUUACCGGAGCCUGGCCGGGAGGGCUCCGGCCGGGGCAGUCGCCGCCUCCACCUCGGGUUCUGGCCGCCACAGCCGCGCGGACACAAUCACCGGCUUCGCAGACCAGGCGACCCAAGACGAAUCGGCAGCGGAGACCGGCCUGAACUUCCUGUUCGACGUGUCCAGCCUUCCCGACGCCGACGAGGUGGUGGGCGCGGAGCUGCGUGUGCUGCGCCGCGAGUCUCCGGAGCGGGGCCCCGGCAGCGCGAUUCCCCCGUUGCUGCUGCUGUCCACGUGCCCCAGCGCCGCGCGCGCGCCGCGCUUGCUGCAUUCCCGGGCCGCCGAGCCCCUGGACACCGCGCGCUGGGAGGUGUUCGACGUGGCGGACGCCUUGCGGCGCCACCGCCGGGAGCCGCGCGCCACCCGCGCGUUCUGCCUCUUGCUGCGCGGAGUGGCGGGUCCCGCGCCGGUCCCACUGGCACUGCGGCUGCUGGGCUUCGACUCGCGGGGCGGAGGCGGAGCGGCGGCGGCGGAGGAGCGCGCGCUGCUGGUCGUCUCCUCCCGCACGCAGAAGAAGGAGAGCCUGUUCCGAGAGAUCCGCGCCCAGGCCCGCGCGCUCGGGGCCGCACUGGUAGCGGAGCCGCCGCCGGAUCAGGGACCUGGCAUGGGGUUGCCGACGGCGGUCAUCGGCGGCCGCAGGCGGCGGCGGACGGCGUUAGCCGGGACUCGGGCAGCGCAGGGCAGCGGCGGGGGCGAGGGCCGGAGCCACGGGCGCAGGGGCCGGAGCCGCUGUAGCCGCAAGCCCCUGCACGUGGACUUCAAGGAGCUGGGCUGGGACGACUGGAUCAUCGCGCCGCUGGACUACGAAGCGUACCACUGCGAGGGCGUUUGCGACUUCCCGCUGCGCUCGCACCUUGAGCCCACCAACCACGCCAUCAUUCAGACACUGCUCAACUCCAUGGCGCCGGAUGCAGCGCCGGCCUCCUGCUGCGUGCCCGCGCGCCUCAGCCCCAUCAGUAUCCUCUACAUCGACGCCGCCAACAACGUGGUCUACAAGCAAUACGAGGACAUGGUGGUGGAGGCGUGCGGCUGCAGGUAGCAUGCGGGCCAGGCCGGGCCAGGGAGGGGGCAGCCGCGCCACCAAGGACUCCCCGCUGAGAGCAGCUUCGGGCCGAGCCUGUCACCUAGCGUGGCUGCGUGUCGGAGUCUGGCCCGGCGGCCGCACGGAGGAGGAAGAGCGCACGUUCACACACCAACACUCACACCCACACACUUCGUCCCUCAUGCGCACGUUUACGGUGGAAGCAUCCGAAAGCCCUGGGAAGAGAUGACCUUGACGCUACCGAAUGUCACAGUCAUGUGUAUUUUGCAAACAGAUCACCAUUGCGCCCACCGCCCCCUUUUGGGGGGAGGAUGGCUUUGCAUUGUUGUUACAGUAACCGGCACCAAAUCGGGUAGAAACGGGUUAGGGAAUUGGGGGCUUCAGCAUAGGGGAGCUAAAGGGAUACUUGAGUCUCAUUUCACCCCUUUUUGUUUCCGGCUGAGUGUGGGGCACGGCCCGCUGGGGGGCAGAGUUCCCGGUGUUGCACCUGAGACCGACGGAAGGGCUGUAAUGCCCUUUCCGAAGGCUUGCGUUGCAUCGGGGCCAUUUAUUCUGGGGAGGAACCGCUGCAAAAGCGUUAUCUUUUUCCUCGAACUUUCAAAAUCUAACAUUCUCCCAGUUCUGAAAAGGAACAUUUGUCGGAAAGACUGCAUUGUGGAGCUUCCCAGAUCUCUGCAACGGUCAGCACCACCUUUUUUAAAAAAUACAAAUUCCAAUUGGGAAUGAUCUAGAAAAUGGAAAGAAAGUUUUCGGAGCGGGGAGGUGAGAUGGGGGAGAGGUUUUAAAGCGCCAGUCUGACCUGACAUGUCAUCGGUUCGGGGGUGCGCGGCAUCUGUCAGUUUCUGCAGCUCCUAAGCUGGGUAGACCGCGGUGUCCGCAGUGCCUUGGGGGCGCGCAGGAGGAAGCUAGUGCAAUGUCUGGGGAUGGGGAAAGGGGGCGCUAUGGCUUUCCCUAGAGACCUGCCAGGAGGUUUUCCUAAGGAGCUGGGAGGAGGCUCCUAGGGUUUGAAAGAGGCCCGGAGGUGUCCUAGGGCGGACUCCUGCAGAGGACUGGGGCUUGUCUGCCGGGUAGGCACAGCCCCCUCCAAAUGGUGCCCUCGAGUGGCCAACACGUGCUUGUGCUCAGCUAUCAAGGCUGUGUCGGCUUUGACGUGCUUUCACUGUAUUGUUGCUGUGGUUUUUGGCAGUGCGAUAGUAACGGGAAGCGAAGCCACACAAAAGUGCUUUUGUGAGAUUUCAACUCCCCACAAUCCAGUGGUUCAGAGCAGGAGGCAGGUCGGCCCCUCCCCUACUUGCUCCGUGGACGGGCAUCUGCAGCUCGGCUGCUGUGGCCCCUUUAGAAGUGUGGCAGUAUGGGGGCCGGAGGUGGAAGCCUAUCCCCCAGUCUCUGUAUUUUGCUCCCAGGAUUCUUGCUGAUGGUGGGAGUGUCUGUCCAUGUAAAAGGGAGGUCGAACAUGCCAGACUUUGUGGUCCUGUUUGGUUCAUUUCUGCCUGGGAGUCCUCUGUGGCCUGUGUAAAUGGUUGGGAGAGGGAAGAAAAACCAGUUGGAUUCCACCUGUUUGGGGCUCCGAGGGCUUCCUUGAGAAACCCUGCAGCCCUCCUGGGUCCUCCCGUUUAUGGCUGUGCUGGGCUUUCUCCUUUAGGGUCCCCAAGAGGCAUUCAUCUUGCCCUUCUUAUCUUGGAUGCUAAGGUCCAAGACAAUUUAUACAAAUUUUAAUUCUCAGUGAUUACACUCUUAAGAGAGAAAGAGAAAGUUGAAAGAUUUAGAUACAGCUAAUUUAUUUAAGGUCCCACCUGAGUCCUUUUUGUCCUUUAAAGUUCCCCCAAAGGAGGAGAAAGCACACUUAUAAUGUGAAUUUAUAUGCUGUGGCUAUGUGAGUACCUAUACAUAACCUGAAAAUGCAACAGUCUCUUCAGGUUAAAACGAACAAAUAACACAAUCCCAAAGUGGCUUCCAUCCGAUUUCAAUGACUGGGCAAACAUUUACGAAUUUUGCCAGGGAAGCCGCACUCUCCUUUUCUAAACUAUGAUUUCAAUAAUAAUUGCAUGGUGAUUGCUCUGAUACCUGUCUUAAUGAAGAAUUUUUUAAAUGGCACUAAAGUAUUAAAAGAUGUGGUAUUAGAAGUUUUAGAAAGGGAGCUGAAAAGCUAUAGCUAAAUAUUAUUUUGGAGAAAUUCUAGGCUAUAUAAUAUCUUUGGACAAAAGCAAACAUUUGAUGCUUUUUUAGUGACUAGGAAAAACAAUCUGGAGGAAGAAAUGUCUUGAUUUAGCCUGAGCUUUUUAUGGCGGGAAAAAAAAUGUUCAUUUUCUGUUUCCUCUGUUGACUUGCUUCUCCCAAGGGGCGUUGUAAAUGACGGCGGAAGGGGGGCAUCUCCCUGCAUCUUGCGUCCAGGCAGCACCCCUGGAUGGGGAACACUGUCCUUGGUCAGUGACGGUUCCUUCGAUGGCCCCUUAUGCCCUCAGUGUGUUAUCACAUAAAAGGAAUGCCUCCUAGAUCUCCUCCAGAGCUGCAUGUAACCACCAGGGACCACUGUGGCCCAUCUCAGGCUUCUGGCGUCUCAGAGUUAAAAGCAGGUGAAUGGAGGGGAUGGUGUGCUGCACUUUGUAAAAAAGACAGCAAAAGGGCCAUCACGUGUGGAGGCAGACAGGUUUUUGCUGCAGAGCUGUGGUUUGAGUAGCUUUGUCAAGAUGUGGAGAAGCGUGUUCCGCCCGCACAGUUGGUAGUGCCGUGUACCGUCUGUCUGUCUUCUAGACACCAGGGGGCAGGGCCGAAUCACCCAGCUGGAAUCUCCCAUCCCCAUGGGUGAGAGAGCUGGCUGUUGACAAUCAGGGACGGAGUGUGUCAGGACUGCGAGCGAAGGUGGCUCUCCCCAUCUCACCUGUGGUCACCAACGUAUUCCUCUCAGAGUAAAUCACAUUUUCCAUUUUGCUGGGGGAGAAUCUUGUACUGCUAGUUGAGAUCAUUCAAACUACUCUUCCUGCUAGAGAGGGAGGGUUGCAUCCCUGGCUGGGGAGCACAGGGCAGGCCAGCUGGGGCCCUCAGGGGGUUGGUGCCAGGUGUGUCAAACACCCAGGCAGUCUGGUCACUGCUGCUUGAAGCCAGACUUCUGCACCAAGGGCGACCCUUGCCCUGGCAGGUGGCAGUGCCCACCGAUGCCGCAAUGCUUGUCUGGCUGAAUUCUGGCUUUCCAGUCAGGGGGCUGGGUCCUCCGGAGAGGGUGGCAGGCUUUGUCAGCUUAGCUUGGGGAAGCGGGCUUGAGCUGUGCCAUUCAUCGUGUACACGCUCCCCUUCGCCCUCCUGUCCUGGCAUUUUACUGCUAACAUGGCACGGGAGGGAGAGGAGGAGUGGAUUGUGUGAUUGGCGAGUCACCCCAGUGCGAUGACUUCCCCCUUGACAGCUCUCGGAGGUGUUGGCCGGAGUAGAAACCUCGCUUCUACCAGUGCUCAAGGGAGUACCGAGCACCUUGUGGAUGUGAUCCCAGUGUAAUUCAAACCCUACAAGUCACUUAUCCUGAUCUCAACUUCAUUCAAACUCAAAGCAGAAAAUAGCUCUGGACUGUAGACGGACCUUCUUAAAGCAGGGAGAGGAACUGAAUGCUUUUCAAGAGCAGCUCGUGCACAGAGUCAGACUCUUCCCCUCUUGAAUGUGCUCUCCAGAAAAUCCAGUGAGAGGAAGAGAAAGCACUGCAGCCAUCUCUGGGCCACAAACGAUUCUCAGGACACAGAACCUCCUGCAGGUCCAGAAAGCAGGGCUGGCUCAGUGGGCUGUGGGCCAGAGGGCCUCUGAGGGAUGCCGGGUGGGCUGGGAGGCUCUGGAAGGCAGCAGUUAGAAGGGGCCAGGGGCCGGCAUCGUCCUCUCAGAGAGGGCCUGGCCUGGGCAGGGAGGAGUCAGCGGCUGAGUGAACCUAACAGCUAGAGGACAGUGGGAAUGGGAGGCAGCUAGACCCCUCUGAGGGGCUGUGGGUGGCGCUGGCGGCCGAGCCCACCAUGGCCUCCUCACGCCCAGGACUGAACUGCCCCACCCGGCACAGCCACCGCAGGAAGCCCGCUCCACAAGGCAUCUCUGCAGAAGCCACCGCCCUGCUCAGAGCUUCAACUUCUGCUCCUAUAAAAUGAGGAGCGCUCAGGUCCCAUGGUUCUGGGAUUCUCCUUUGUCCCCAGAGCCCACUGACGUCA